Messenger RNA from Dictyostelium discoideum AX4, 1584 nucleotides. It is a transcript of the gene eif3d, whose product is annotated as eIF-3 zeta. Gene Ontology annotation, biological process: formation of cytoplasmic translation initiation complex; cap-dependent translational initiation; cytoplasmic translational initiation. Gene Ontology annotation, molecular function: translation initiation factor activity; mRNA cap binding; RNA binding. The record is from RefSeq and is a predicted model, not a curated record. The transcript has 4 exons. NCBI's taxonomy places the organism in Eukaryota, Evosea, Eumycetozoa, Dictyosteliales, Dictyosteliaceae. Bases 1 to 1584 code for a protein of 527 amino acids. Gene Ontology annotation, cellular component: eukaryotic translation initiation factor 3 complex; cytoplasm; eukaryotic 43S preinitiation complex.
AUGUCAUUAGAGUUGAAUACAAUUAAAGUCAAUCCAACUGGCUGGGGUCCAGUCGGAAAAUUAGAGAAAUUCACAGAUAUUCCAUAUGCACCAUUUAGCAAAGGUGAUAAAAUUGGUAAAUGUUCAGAUUGGAACUCUAAUGUUAGAAAUUAUCAACGUCAAAAUUAUGGAUCAAAUGCAUUCAAUCCAUUCACAUUUAAAUUGGAAGAUGAUGAAGAUUCAUUCACAUUAGUUGAUUACACUAGAGUACAAAAUAAACUCAAGAAUAAAGGUAAAACCUAUCAAAAACAAUUUUACCAACAAAACAAAAGAGGUGGUUCAAAUGCAGGUGGUCGUGGUGGUCGUGGUGGUAUGCGUGGUGGUAGAUUCGGUUCAAACAAUAAAUAUUGGAAUGAUAGACGUCAAAGAAAUAGAGAAUCAAGUAUUGAAAUCCUUUCAAGUUGGGAAUCAAAAGAAGAAUUUGAUUUAUCAACAUUUAAACAAUACACUGUUGAACAAUUACCAGAACCAGAAACAAUUGGAACUUAUGGUCAAGUUAAAUAUUAUAAUAAAGUUUAUGAUAGAAUUAAUGCAAAGAAUGAAAAGAAAUUACAAAAGACAGAGAACAGUGUUCCAUUAAUUCCAACAUCAGAUGAUAAGGUAAUUAGAAGUGAAUAUAUGAAUGGUAAUGUCUAUGCCACUGAUAGUAUUUUAGCAGUAUUGAUGAGUGCUCAAAAGUCAGUCUACAGUUGGGAUAUCGUCGUUCAAAAGGUUGGUGCACGUUUAUUCUUUGAAUUGAGACCAGGUACAUCCGAACAUUUGACAGUCAAUGAAAAUCUUACAGCUCAUCAUCAAGAUGACAAAGAUCCAAUCAACACCACUUCCUCACUCUCACAAGAAGCAACUCAAGUCAAUCUCAACUAUUGGCAACAAGUUCUCUCUCAAAAUGUUGAGCCAUUCAAAUUUGAUAAUGAACUUCCAGAAGGUGACGAAUUUGAAAAUUGCGUUGACGUUGGUUACGCCUACAAGAAAUGGGAUCUCGGUGAUGAUAUCGUCGUUUUAGCUCGUACUGAAAUCGAUGGUGUCGUCGAAGGUCUUCCAGGUCAACCACCAAAAUUCAUCUCUAUCAAAGCUAUUAACGAACAUGAUAGUAAUAGAUUCGGUAUUGAAUUUAGAAAGAAAUUAGAUUCUCAAAGAGCUGCUAUCUUGGCUACUGAAAUUAAAAACAAUUCAACUAAAUUUGCUAAAUGGUCUAUUCAAUCAACUUUAGCAGGUUGUGAAAUGUUAAAUUUAGGUUUUGUUUCUCGUGAUUCAAUUCGUGAUAAUAAUAAUCACGUCAUUUUAGGUACUCAAUUCUAUCCAGUUGCAGAUCUCAAUAAACAAAAUGGUGUUGACAUGAAGAAUUGUUGGGGUAUUUUGAAACAUAUCGCUCAAACUUGUAUGAAAUUAGCCAAUGGUAAAUAUCUUUUACAUCGUGAUCCAAAUCGUAAUGUUAUCAAUCUUUACUCUGUUCCAGAGAAUGCUUUCGAUCAAAUCGAAGAAGAAACUCAAGAAGAGGAAGAAGAAGAACAAAGCAAAGGUUGGGUUGAAGAAUCAAGAGAAUAA